Lingula anatina is the source of this 1146-nucleotide messenger RNA. RefSeq names its product diacylglycerol kinase theta. NCBI's taxonomy places the organism in Eukaryota, Metazoa, Brachiopoda, Lingulata, Lingulida, Lingulidae. The record is from RefSeq and is a predicted model, not a curated record. Gene Ontology annotation, cellular component: membrane. Gene Ontology annotation, biological process: phospholipase C-activating G protein-coupled receptor signaling pathway. Gene Ontology annotation, molecular function: nucleic acid binding; ATP-dependent diacylglycerol kinase activity.
GAAGCUGCUUUAAGAACAUUCCACAUAUCAGAUGAUCCACAGAAUUAUUACAUAGCAGAGGCUGUGGAAAAAGAGAAUGAGGAGCGCGAAUUGGACGAGGUGGAACCUCUGCUUGGUCGUCAACUUCGCACCGAAGGCAAACGACCGUCCAUUUUCCUGCGGUAUAAGGAGAGAGACCCAGACCAGGGCUAUAUUAGAGUGUAUCCUGGAGGUCUAAGGAAUAAUAUGGGUCCCAAGAAUAUCCCUGUCACCAAGGAGACCACUGCUGUGGAGGUGAUCCAGAUGGCACUGGGGAAGUUUGGAGUGGAGAUGACGGACCCGGAGCAUUAUGAACUCAUCGAGGUGCUGCUGGACAGAGGGGUGGCGGAGAGGAGGAUGGAGGCCAAAGAGAGGCCAUGGCAGAUUAUACAGCAAACCAGGAAGGAGUCGCUGCGUCAGAACCGCAUGACGCGAUUCUAUAUCCAACAGCAGGAGGAUCCCCAUGGCCCCACUGUGGCCCUGUUUGUGGGGAAUUUACCCAGCGGUUUGUCGCAAAAACAGUAUGAGAAGAUUCUAAUCGAUAAUCUGGGGAAAGGAAAUCGUUGGACAGAUAUAGAUGUGAUCUAUUAUGAGUAUGGGUCAGUGGUGCUGACAUAUAAUUCUACUGAGGAAGCUACCAGUGCUUUCAGUCUGCUUAAAAAUGCAAUCUUUGAUGAAAAACAGCUCCUAGUUCUUCUACUGCCCAAUAUACAGCCUCAUAUGAUCCCAGAGAAUGUCAUUCCUUUAUUGGUGUUUGUGAAUGUAAAGAGUGGGGGCUGUCAGGGUCUGGAACUGAUCCGUUCCUUCAGGAAGCUACUCAAUCCACACCAAGUGUUCAAUUUAGAAUAUGGUGGACCUCUACCAGGGUUGUAUGUGUUCCGUAACAUCCCGUACUACAAGAUUCUGGUGUGUGGCGGUGACGGCACCGUGGGAUGGGUGCUGUCCUGUCUUGACAAUGUGGGCCAAGAUGCUGUAUGCCAGUCACCUCCCAUGGGGAUAGUUCCACUGGGCACAGGUAAUGAUUUAGCUCGAGUCCUGCGUUGGGGUCCAGGCUACACUGGCGGUGAAGACCCUCUGAAUGUACUCAGGGACGUGAUAGAGGCAGAGGAGAUACAGUUAGACAGGUAA